Messenger RNA from Eruca vesicaria subsp. sativa (arugula), 3690 nucleotides. The record is from the annotation of a GenBank genome assembly. NCBI's taxonomy places the organism in Eukaryota, Viridiplantae, Streptophyta, Magnoliopsida, Brassicales, Brassicaceae.
GAAAAAAAAAACAUAAAAAUAGAAACAAGAAGACUUUCGUAUCUCCUCCUCCUUGCCAGAAAGAUAACCACUAAACAGCUUUCCACCCUCUCCUCUCUCGAAACUACGGAGCCCUAAUCUCUGGAAAACCCUAAAUUGAUCUCAAAAGUCGCAUCUUUUUCCCUCUCUUUAUGAACCCAUAAAAUAGAUCCAAUCUCCCCUUUUUUUCCCUGAGAUUCCGACAUUGAAUCUCGCGAAAUCAAAACAAAUCGAUGGCGAAAGGUACAUCCACAGGGGAGACGAUGAUUCGGACAGGCUGCAAGAGAGAGUUGCAGUUCAUGUUGAAAUCUCAGUCCGAGAUCUGUGGAGGCGAGUCUCUUGGCCGCACACGCGGAAGCAAAAGCACCGACUCCAAAAGACCCACCCGUUGUCUCCGUUCCGGGUCCAAGAAGAAGAUUCGUCUCGACGAGGUUGAUGUUGAUGUUGAUGUUGUUGCAAUGUCUGAAGAUGAGGAGGAGGAGAAGAGUGACGUUGUUGAUGAUGUUGUUGAGGAAGAAGGGAAGGGGCUGUUUAGUGAGAUUGAGUCUGAGGAGAAGAAGAUUGAGAGUGGGUGUUGUGGUGAUGACGUGGCGAUUAAUGAGGAAGAAGAAGAGAAACAGUCAAGGGAGGAGGAGAUUGAGAAGAUGGAAGUUGAAGUGGGUGAGAAGGAAUGUUCGAGUGUGGUUAGGAGAGAGAUUGUUAUGGGUUGUCCUGCUUCUGGUUUUAGUGAGUUUGUUAAGCUUACUUCGAGAUCUUGUUUUGUUAAGUUGGAUGGUUCUUUGGGUUUUAAAAAGCCUGGCAGGAGGUUGACUCGGUCUAGGUUGAAUGCUGAAGGUAGCAAACCUGAGGCUGAUGGUGAUAAAGAUCAUGCAAAUCAAGACAAGGAAGCUAAUGGUGACGAAGAUCGUAUAGAUCAACAAAGGGAAGGUAAAGAUAGUUGUUGUGUUGCUAAUGGUGACAAAGAUCAUAUAGAUCAAGAAAAGGAAGCUAAAGAUAGUGAAGAUAGUUGUGUUGAUGCUUCUGCUAUAGUGGGAUAUGGGAAAGAGGAGGAGGUUCAUGAGAAAAACAGUGUGGAUCCAUGCCAUGUGGAUAAGAAGGGUGUAAGUGAUGUAGUAGGUAAGCCUUUGAGGAGGUUGACUAGGUCAUUAGGCAAACAAACAAGUGAUUUAGACAAUCCUGAUUUGGAGAAUAUCGAACCAUCAGAGCAUGCCAAUGAUGUUAGAAUGGAUGAUUUUCAUAGCUCUUCAGUUACAACUCCCAACAAGCGUGGACGGCCCAGGAAGUUUAUCCGGGAUUUCCCGAAAAAGCUGAAAGAGCUUCUCGAUUCUGGAAUACUUGAGGGGCUAACUGUUUACUAUGUUCGAGGAGCAAAGGUGAGAGAGCCAGGGACUAGAGGGCUUAAAGGAGUAAUAACAGGAACUGGCAUUACGUGCUUCUGUGGUGACUGCAAAGGAACUCAGGUGGUAAGUCCUGCGGUGUACGAGCAGCAUGCUUCUAGCACAAACAAGCGCCCACCUGAGUAUAUCUUACUGGAGUCUGGAUGCUCACUUCGUGAGGUCAUGAAUGCAUUAAAGGAAACACCCUUUGAAACACUAGAAGAAAGACUUCGUUUGUUAGUCGGACCAGAUUUCAAGAAACCUAGCCUGUGUUUCAUUUGCCAAGGUCCAAUGGUUGAGCCUUGUGAAACAAAGUCAUUAUUUUUGUGCAAGUCGUGUUUGGAGAGAAAGGAGCAAGAACCCCAUACCAGUCCGUCUAACGCAAAUUCUCUUAAUGGAUUUUCCAGCCCAUGUGUGACUAAGAAAACUAUCCCCGGUAGGCCAAUCUCCUCCACUCCUCGCCAAAGUAACAGGCGAGAACAACUAACCAAAAAGUCACCUGAGCCAGGUGUGGUUUCAGGGAGUGAGUCAAAAUCCAGCGCAAUCAAAAGCAACAGCCAUGGGAAAAUAACCAGAAAGGAUGUACGGCUGCACAAACUUGUUUUUGAGGAUGAUAUACUGCCAGAUGGGACCGAAGUGGGGUAUUUUCUCGCUGGAAAGAAAAUGCUUGUCGGGUAUAAGAAGGGAUUUGGGAUACUCUGUUCUUGUUGUGACAAAGUGGUCAGUCCUUCAACGUUUGAGGCUCAUGCUGGCUGUGGAAGUCGUCGGAAGCCGUUUCAUCAAAUUUAUACAACCAAUGGUGUAUCUCUUCAUGAACUCUCAGUAGCACUAACAAUGGACCAGAAGUUUUCAGUCCGUGAAAAUGAUGACCUUUGCAGUAUCUGUAAGGAUGGGGGUGAACUCUUGUGUUGUGAUACCUGUCCAAGAUCAUAUCAUAUAGAAUGUGCUUAUUUACCAAGCCUCCCGAGUGAGAGGUGGUCCUGCAAGUAUUGUGUGAAUAUGAUUGAGAGAGAGAAGUUCGUGGAGAACAAUCCCAACGCCGUUGCAGCUGGUAGAGUUCGUGGAGUUGAUGCAAUAGCUCAGAUAACCACAAGAUGCAUUCGAAUUGUCAGCUCCCUUGUGAGUGAGCUCCCAAGCGUAUGCGUGUUAUGCAGAGGCCAUAGUUUUUGCAGGUUGGGCUUUAAUGCUCGCACUGUGAUAAUAUGUGAUCAGUGUGAAAAGGAGUUCCAUGUUGGCUGUUUGAAAGAACACAACAUUGCUGAUCUCAAGGAACUACCUGAAGAUAAAUGGUUCUGUUCCCUUGGGUGCGAAAAUAUCAACACUUCGUUAGGCAGUUUGAUAGUUCGUGGAGAAGAGAAGCUUAGUUACAACUCUCUAAAGAAGAAGCAAAAUCCCAGUGAAGAAAGCUGUCCAGAUGACAAUACCACUCCAGACAUAAGAUGGAGGGUCCUUAGCGGAAAGUUGACCUCUUCGGAUGAUACAAACACAAAAGCGUUGCUUGGGAAGGCACUCUCUAUUCUUCAUGAGCGGUUUGAUCCCAUCAGUGAAUCUGGGACCAGGGGAGAUCUCAUUCCGGCUAUGCUGUAUGGAAGGAAAGCAAAAGGACAAGAUUUCAGUGGCAUGUACUGCACCAUGUUGACUGUGGAUGGGGUGAUUGUUUCCGUGGGAAUCUUUAGGGUUUUUGGGUCUGAACUUGCGGAACUCCCUCUGGUUGCUACCAGCCGAGAUUGUCAAGGACAGGGCUACUUCCAAUGCCUGUUUGAUUGCAUCGAGAGGCUACUUGGGUCCCUAAACGUGAAACAUCUUGUGCUACCAGCAGCAGAUGAAGCAAAAUCAAUAUGGACUGACAAAUUCGGUUUCACCAAAAUGACCGAAGAGGAGAUGAAAGAAUACAGAAAAGACUUCUCGGUGAUGGUCUUUCAUGGAACAUCUAUGCUGAGAAAGACAGUACCUGCCUUGAGUAAACCUGAGGAGGACAAUAUGGAGCAGUAAAUCAAAAUCUCAAUGGUGUCUUCGUUUUUUUUCUUUCUUUUUGGGUUUUUGAAAGUCGGUGAAUCGAUAUGAUGCCUUUUUUCUUAUUUAUUAUUCUAGAAUUUGAUAUAAUGCAGUUUGGUUAGUAUUCGUGUACAGGUAUUCCUCCUAAUGUGUUAUCUUUCUCAAAAAUUGAAAGAGAUAACACAAAAGGGGGAUUUUAGAGGAUUUGGUUUUUGGUAGAAGAGUAGAGAGAACAAGUGUGGGAAGUAAAUUAGUCUACACGAUAUAUUCUUUUGGUGUUUCUUACGAUUAUUUAUGAAGC